GCUCUACCACUAGAACGCAGAGGCAUUAAUGUUGAAGGUCCUCAGCGUUACUGGAACUGUCCAAAUACAACAUAUUUGGAAUAAUUAUCCGCUUCACGCUUUAUGAUAAUUUCAUAAUGGAACGACGUUUGCUUUCCUCUCCAUGGUGAUCAUUCUACAGAAACUCGUUAGCGUAUCUAUGAGACCGUGAACACACUACAGUAGAAACUGGUCUGAUGCAGUCGGUUUCCGCAAAGGUGACGGACGUUAAAAUGUCGGCGAAAGUGGAACCUCUUCCAGUGUCUGACAAUCAAGGGUUUACCAAUUUCAUGUUUGCCCGGAGUACAUUGAUGUUCGCUUUUGGGGGUAUAUAUACUGGAGACAUAUUUAAGCGCUACAGGAAAAUACGUCGAACCGCUGUUGGUGUGUCCAUGUCUGUGCUAUCAGCUGUCACGACCCUGUUUUGCCUAAACUUUUACUACAAGACGACGACGCCUGCAAACCUUCUGCUACAAUCUUCAGGAUAUCUACAAAUAUUUAUCAAUGCCAUUGUAUGCUCUCUGACAAUUUCAAAGGAUAUCAAACACCUAAAAAAACACUUAUAUGAUUAUGAGAAACGACAUUGUUUGUGUGCCAACGUUCCUAAAAUGAAGAAGUGGAUCACCUUCUCGUGCAUUCCGCUAUUUGCGGCAAUACCUGCCAAGGCAGUAGUUGAAGGACUUAAUCUGCUGCCUGCUCGCAUAUACUCAUCCUGGCUCUUUGAAUCUCCCUGGAUUUAUAUCGGAAAAUGUGUCACAACCUUCAGUUUUAUCAUUAGCUGCGCACAAGGAUAUGGCUUUCUUACCCUAACAACCCCAUUGGUCUAUAUCCUCUGGCGUGAAUUUAUCCAAAUUGACGAAAAGUUUAAACAACUUAUAAAGUCCGAUGAUCCGAGUGUUGAGGAGACUACUGAUGCAAUAAUGUGCCAACACGAAACACUGGCAAAGAUUCUAUCUCUAGCAAGCACCUGUUUUCAAUUUUUCAGUUUCAAUAUGAUCUUCAUAACAAUUAUCGCUAACGGUGUAUAUUUUUACAUCGCAGUUUCCCAGUCUGUUUCAAUAACGGAAAAUAUAUUCAUCUGGUUUAUGAUGACAUCUACAAUGCUGACUGUUGCUGUGAUUCUGCUGAUGCAAGCACAGCUAUGUUCCAAGGCCCACGCUCCGCUGCAACACUUGUGGAUGCUGAACAAGAAUCAUUUUUCUGAUCGUGGACUUCAAAAGUUGAACCUGUGGGUUUCCAGACUGACAGGAGAACCAAUCGCCUUCAGUAUCUACGGCCUAAUCACCAUCAACCUUCCAACACUCAUGGGGAUGUUUGGAACGGUUGUGACCUACAUCUUUGUGGUGUUGCAGUUUGGUUCUUCCGGAGGUUCCACAUGCCAGACGCCACACGGGAACAUGUCCCUCAACAUUUAAUAGCGCACAAAUCUGGCCACACUGUUAUAUAUUUUGUCAUACAUAGAAGUGUUGCACGCUUGUCCUUUCAGUGCCUGAUUGCUAACUGGUUCACUUUGUGUGAAGACAAAUGUCCCCAUACUCGCCUUAGUUUCGCACUUGAAGCAGGUUGGAGGCCGUUAGGAUUGUGGUGAUGAAUUCUCCGCGUAUCAGAACACAUAUUGUAAUCAUAUUUGGUUGUGAACUCCGAUAUUGAAACAUUACUGUAUAUGGAUAACUUUCAAGAAGAUUUUAUUGUCAUAAUUUUGAAUUGGGCAGAUUAUUUACGGACAAGAGCGUUGACACUGAACAGUGUAAUACAAAUCAGGAUAACUUUGAUGACAAUUGCGACACCGAACUAUACUUGGCAAGUCAGACGAUUGAAGAAUCAGGAAUUAUUGUCACACUUGUGUCUGAGAGACAGUUACAUUCUGAAAUACUAGAUUCGUUAAAAAGGUGACAAUGAACGUUUUGUACACGUAACGCAGUUAGAAACCAAUCUGGACAAUGAAGAGCGUCGGUUCGGUACUCCCCUUUCUGAAACGGAUAUGGUAGAUAUAUGCGAUUCGGCAUACUCUGUGAACACUGAACAUAAUAGUAGGUGGACUUUGAAUAUUUUCGAGAAUUGGGUUGAUGAGAGGCAAAAACGCAGUAAUAAUGAAAUUCCAAAGGCAAUUCAAAACAUAGUGUCGUCAGCUGAAAACGAAAAUGAUCUGAACAGAACAUUAAUGUUAUUUUAUGACGGAGGUUCGAAACCCAAAGCGUGAAGAGUGCCGAGGCAACACUCUUUGCGAAAUCGUGUCUUCUCUUCAGUGUUACUUAAGGAGGAAUGGGUUUGUCAUCAAUUUCUUUGAGUCAUCUUGUUACACCGUAUGCGAUACGUUCUCAAAGAUGAAAUAACUAGCUCGGAAAGGGAUGGGAAAAAGGACAAGCGAAUGUAACCACUGAACGGCAGGAAGAUGUUCUUCGGGAGACAGGUACAGCACAGAAAUUCUUGGACACUCUCGUCUAUUUAAUCGGGUUGAACUUUGAUCUUAGGGCAGGAGAUGAACACAGAUACCAAAGCAGUGGUUCAAAUUAACAGUAUCAGUUGUUGCAAUGGCGUCAAGCAGUUGAAAUAUACUGAGAACAUUUCCAAAACGAACAGAGGGGGGCUAAAGAACAGGACGGUUGAAAGGAAACACGUGACCAUCCCUAGUAAUGAAGAACACCCAUUCGUCAGCACUCGCCCCUUUCCGUAACCUGCAAGAAGACUCGUCCCCCUAUCGAUGAAUGUUAUGUGCGAAAAUACGACAAACCAAUCAGAGUGCGCGUAUGAUUUCAAGU
Messenger RNA from Haliotis rufescens (red abalone), 2777 nucleotides. RefSeq lists its product as uncharacterized. Gene Ontology annotation, biological process: sensory perception of taste. Bases 216 to 1433 code for a protein of 405 amino acids. Lineage: Eukaryota; Metazoa; Mollusca; Gastropoda; Lepetellida; Haliotidae. The record is from RefSeq and is a predicted model, not a curated record. The transcript is spliced from 4 exons. Gene Ontology annotation, cellular component: axon; dendrite; neuronal cell body.